AAUGACGUUCCUCUACGUCACUUUUCCUCCCCACGUGAAACGCACUGUGCAUGUGAACAGCAGCUACCUGAAGCGGGUUUCUCUAUGUUCACAGGCCUUUAGUGCACAUAUUCUGGUUUUAUGCUCAUCGACAGCAGGAGUAUGGAGUCUGAAGACGAGGACUCGCUGCUCGGGGAGUCAGAGGAGGAGUACAGUGAAUUAUCUGACAGUGAGCUUCAGGAGGCUUUUGCAAAGGGGUUGUUGAAGCCAGGGAUGAAUGUUCUGGUGGAUGAACCCAAAAAGUCAGUCAACAACGUGGAGGGCUUAAAACAGUGCCUUGCUGAACUCCGUAAAGACCUCCCCUGGGUGGAGAGGUUGGAUCUGACCAACCCGCCCGCUGAAGACGUUCUGUCCAAAGCUGAGGGGAAAGCUCCAAAUCCCACGAAUGGAGACGUUAACGCGGAAAAUGAUUUCCAAAGGGAGAUGUUCUUCUACCGUCAGGCUCAGGCGACAGUCCUAGAGGCUCUGCCCCUCUUAAACAAGCACGGCAUAUUCACCAAGAGGCCUGACGACUACUUUGCAGAGAUGGCCAAGUCGGACCAACAGAUGCAGAAGAUCAGGAAAAAGCUGAUCUCCAAGCAGAUGAUAAUGGAGAAGUCAGAGAAGGCCAAAAAACUGCGGGAGCAAAGAAAGUUUGGCAAAAAGGUCCAAGUAGAAGUGAUCCAGAAGAGGCAGAAAGAAAAGAAGGCGAUGAUGACUGCAGUGAAGAAAUACCAGAAAGGUAUGACAGACAAACUGGAUUUCUUGGAAGGGGACCAGAAGGCGGGUAAAGACUCGGCACAGGGACCCAAGAAGGUGGCCAACAAGAAGGGCCCCAAUGCUAAGAGGAAAUACAAGGACCAGAAGUUUGGAUUUGGAGGCAAGAAGAGCGGAAAGAAGUGGAACACCAAGGAGAGCUUCAACGAUGUGUCCGGUUUCCGUGCCAAGGUGGCUCACGCAAAGGGCGGCGGCAAGGGAGGGAAUAAAGGCAAAGGAGGAAAACAGAACAAACGCCCGGGCAAGUCUGUGCGCAAGAAAAUGAAGUCUCGCUCCUAAAAAGUGGACGGAGGCUGGUCAGGAGGCUGGACUGGACCCCUGAGCUUUUAUGCAGGAUUUACAUCAGGACACAUUUAAGAGAAGGCAGACCUUUCCUUCUACAGUUUUUGUACUAUAUGCCUUUGUAAAAUAUGUCUUGAUUUUCUUGGUGGACCUUGAAAGCCACAGAGAGAGAAAGAGAGAGACGUCCCACCAGCUCGCUGUGGAAGCUGUUUGAGGGACUGAGCUGGUGAAGAAGUGGUCUCUGUUUGCAGAAAGGCCGCCCCCCAAAAGUGGACUACAUAGAAGUACCCAAACAAUGAAGAGAGAAUUUCAACGAUAAGACAAAACUGCAGACAUAAUGUUCUCUUUCUAUCCGUAUUUGUUGAGGUGGUUUUUAAGCAGCUGUGAUUCCACAUCAACAUAUUUUCCGUCUCGUCUGAACUGUGUGCCAUUCAGUUUUUUUUCCUGUUUUAUUUUCCCCAACCUCGCUCCUUGACUCAUCGAUUCACCCCCAUGCGACAUGACAUUUUACAAUAUUGAGCAGCUGCUACUUUUGCCCUUUUCCCCCGUUCAUUAAUAUGAUUAGAAUGUGAUGGGGAAAGUCUGCUUUGUAUAGACCUGUGCAAAUGUUUGCCCUGCAAGUCUUUUGUUUGAGGAGAUGGAACUGCUAAAGGGCAGCUUGUGCUGAUGACGUGCGUAUGUUUGAGAAAUAAAAAUCUGAAAAAAAGAG
Labrus bergylta (ballan wrasse) is the source of this 1786-nucleotide messenger RNA. It is a transcript of the gene ebna1bp2, whose product is annotated as EBNA1 binding protein 2. The record is from RefSeq and is a predicted model, not a curated record. Gene Ontology annotation, biological process: rRNA processing; ribosomal large subunit biogenesis. Lineage: Eukaryota; Metazoa; Chordata; Actinopteri; Labriformes; Labridae. Gene Ontology annotation, cellular component: nucleolus; nuclear periphery; preribosome, large subunit precursor.